UUGAUUAUUCAAAACCCUAAUUAAGAAUCCUACUUCACUUAACUAGUUAACUACAAACACAAAUAUGAUCAUCAUUUCUUACUAUUCCACAAGCUAUAAAAUCACAAGUCCCAACAGAACUCAAACUAAAGUUCAUUACAUAACAAACCUAAGCAUAUAAACAAGCCCAUAAUCUCAAUCAAACACAAUCCUGUAAUUAUGUGGGCAUUUCACUCUCCACAAACCACAACUCAACCACCUUCACACUCAUUUUUCUUACCUCGUACAUCUCCAAAGCCACCACUUUGCUUCGUCAAUCUCAACCCAACAGUCUCCACAGCAACUGACAAUAACAAACUAAUCCAAUCCCUAUGCAAACAAGGCAACUUAAAACAAGCAAUUAAUGUCCUUUCGAAUGAACCUGACCCAACUCAGCACACUUAUGAACUUCUAAUUCUCUCUUGCACCCACCAAAACUCGUUUUCCGAUGCCCAAUUGGUUCACCAACACCUUACUGAAAAUGGGUAUGAUCAAGAUCCAUUCUUGGCCACCAAACUCAUUAAUAUGUACUCGAGUUUCGACUCGAUUGAUGAUGCACGUAAGGUGUUCGAUGAAAUGCGUAGCAGAACUAUUUAUGUUUAUAAUGCGCUUUUUCGCGCGCUUACUUUGGUGGGUAAUGGGGAGGAGGUGUUGGGUUUGUAUCGGAGGAUGAAUUCUAUUGGAAUGGGGUCUGAUCGGUUUACUUAUACUUAUGUGCUUAAAGCUUGCGUUGCUUCGAAUGGUUUGGUGUCAUUGCUUACGAAAGGGAAGGAGAUUCAUGCGCAGAUUUUGCGGCGUGGGUAUGAGGCACAUGUUCAUGUUAUGACUACUUUGGUUGAUAUGUAUGCAAGGUUGGGUUGUGUGAGUUAUGGUAGUUUUGUUUUUAAUCAAAUGCCUGUGAAAAAUGUGGUUUCUUGGAGUGCUAUGAUUGCUUGUUAUUCCAAGAAUGGGAGACCUUUUGAGGCUUUGGAGCUUUUCAGGGAAAUGAUGCUUGAGACUAAGGAUUUGUGUCCCAAUUCCGUGACGAUGGUUAGUGUGUUUCAAGCUUGUGCGGCUUUAGCGGCUUUGGAGCAAGGGAAGUUGUUACAUGGGUAUAUUCUUAGGAGAGGGCUGGACAGUAUCUUGCCUGUUAUUAGCGCCCUUGUUACUAUGUAUGCAAGAUGCGGGAAACUUGAAUUGGCGCAAUGUGUUUUUGAUCAGAUGGAUAAUAGAGAUGUUGUUUCUUGGAAUUCGUUGAUCUCAAGUUAUGGGGUUCAUGGAUUCGGAAGGGAAGCGAUACAUAUUUUUGAACAGAUGAUUCGUGAUGGUGUAAGGCCAAGUCCUGUAUCGUUUAUCAGUGUGUUGGGAGCUUGUAGUCAUGCAGGACUUGUAGAGGAGGGGAAGAGGUUGUUUGAGUCGAUGAAUAAACAUUACGGGAUACAUCCUAGUGUUGAACAUUAUGCUUGUAUGGUGGACAUUCUCGGCAGGGCCAAUAGACUUGAGGAAGCAGCUAAAAUUAUUCAGGAUAUGCGAAUCGAACCAGGGCCUAAGGUUUGGGGUUCUCUCCUUGGAUCAUGUCGGAUUCACAACAAUGUCGAAUUAGCAGAGUGGGCAGGCACAAAGCUUUUCGAGCUUGAGCCUACAAAUGCCGGGAAUUAUGUGCUUCUAGCUGAUAUUUACGCAGAAGCUGGUAUCUGGGACGGGGUAAAAAGAGUGAAGAAGCUGUUGGAUGCUCGAGGACUACGGAAAGUAUCCGGUUGCAGUUGGAUAGAAGUUAAAAGAAAAAUCUACUCAUUCAUGUCGGCUGACGAGCUCAAUCCACGGAUCGAACAGCUUCAUGCUUUGGUUGUUAAGAUGUCUAAAGAAAUGAAGGAGAAAGGGUAUGUGCCACAAACCAAAGGUGUGCUUUAUGAUCUUGAUGAAGAGGAAAAAGAGCAAAUUGUAUUAGGUCACAGUGAAAAACUAGCCGUUGCGUUUGGGCUUAUCAAUUCAAAUAGCAGAGAUACCAUUCGGAUCACCAAGAACUUGAGAUUGUGUGAAGACUGCCAUUUGUUUACAAAAUUCAUCUCCAAGCUUACAAAUAGGGAGAUUCUAGUUAAAGAUGUGAAUCGCUUUCACCAUUUCCGUGACGGGGUCUGUUCAUGCGGAGAUUACUGGUGAUCAAUGUUGCACGAAACGUUGAAACGGAAAAUGCUGAUACGAGAAACGGCCAAAUGACAUAUUUUAUGAGAAUGAGUUAUAAAUAUAAAAUUUCUGAGUUUCAGAAGCAUUUUUUGAAACGGAACGAAAUGCGGAAUGUAGUUCUCGGUAAAUUAUCAUGCACCGUAGCUGGUGAUUAUUAACUCCAAUAAGUUUUCUAUUUUCGUCAAUAAUAAUAGGAAUAUUGUACAGUAGCAAUUAUCAUGUUCGCUUGAGAAGUUACAUUUUUUCUAAGGCAUCCAAAUUCGGGUUUGUGUCAACUUUUAAAUCCUUCUUGUUAUUGUAAUUGGUAUAGCUCUGCGGAAACUACCUCAUUUAAGGAAGCAUCCCGGAUUUCCUUAAGUCUUUUGAAGCAGCCCGGAUUUCCUUAAGUCUUUUUCUGAGCUGCUCCGGUGACAUAAAGGAUCAACAUAAGAUGAGUGUGCACAUUUUUUCAAGAAAUUCUGAAGAAUAUGUAAUGAUGCAAUGUACUGUAUGAGCAGUGUCGGAAUCCUUUUCAGUUCGUGGUUAACUUCUAAUUCACUUCGGCAGUCCGAGUUUA
Messenger RNA from Mercurialis annua (annual mercury), 2737 nucleotides. Its product is annotated as pentatricopeptide repeat-containing protein CRR2, chloroplastic. The record is from RefSeq and is a predicted model, not a curated record. The transcript has a single exon. NCBI's taxonomy places the organism in Eukaryota, Viridiplantae, Streptophyta, Magnoliopsida, Malpighiales, Euphorbiaceae. Gene Ontology annotation, biological process: RNA modification. Bases 199 to 2157 code for a protein of 652 amino acids. Gene Ontology annotation, molecular function: zinc ion binding; RNA binding; protein binding.